AUGUUCCAGUUGCCCAUCCUGAACUUUAGCCCCCAGCAGGUCGCUGGGGUGUGCGAGACCCUGGAGGAGAGCGGGGACAUUGAACGCUUGGGUCGCUUUCUCUGGUCUUUGCCGGUGGCCCCAGCAGCCUGCGAGGCCCUCAAUAAAAAUGAGUCUGUGUGCUCCGCGCCAGGGCGAUCGUGGCUUUUCACACAGGCAACUUCAGAGACCUCUACCACAUAUUGGAGAACCACAAAUUCACCAAGGAGUCGCACACCAAGCUCCAGGCUCUGUGGUUGGAGGCUCAUUACCAGGAGGCAGAGAAGCUCCGGGGGAGACCCUUAGGGCCGGUAGACAAGUACAGGGUGAGGAAGAAGUUCCCAUUGCCCAGAACUAUUUGGGACGGAGAGCAGAAAACACAUUGCUUUAAGGAAAGAACACGGCACUUGCUUAGGGAAUGGUACCUACAAGACCCUUACCCCAACCCCAGUAAAAAAAGAGAACUCGCCCAGGCCACUGGACUUACCCCAACACAAGUAGGGAAUUGGUUCAAAAACCGAAGGCAAAGGGACCGAGCAGCAGCAGCCAAGAACAGGCUGCAGCAGCAGGUCUUGUCCCAGGGAUCUGGACGCUCAUUGGGCCCAGAUGAUCGAGGGGAACCGUUGGGCUCAGCCUCCAGUCCUGCAGCUAGCCUGUCCAGCAAAGCGGCCACCUCUGCCAUUUCCAUCACAUCCAGCGACAGUGAAUGUGACAUCUGA
Staurois parvus is the source of this 737-nucleotide messenger RNA. Lineage: Eukaryota; Metazoa; Chordata; Amphibia; Anura; Ranidae. The record is from the annotation of a GenBank genome assembly.